This is a messenger RNA of Haemonchus placei, 663 nucleotides long. Lineage: Eukaryota; Metazoa; Nematoda; Chromadorea; Rhabditida; Trichostrongylidae. The record is from the annotation of a GenBank genome assembly.
AUGAUGUGGCAUACCAUCAGAGCUAAAUAUCUAUCAUGGUUUGCUAAGCUCCUCGCCAGUAACGCAGUUGACUUAGGGGACAGAAUUUGUAGUGAUGCCUAAAAUGUGAGAUAAUAAAUACAAAAAUGGAUCGGAUUUUCCGAAAACAUCACCUUGACGACAGAACUUAGAAAUUCGUUGAAGUGUGGAAGAUUACUGUUCUCAUCGGGAUCUCCAAUUUGAGCUGUUUCGCAAACUAAAUCAACACCAUCGCCGGCCAUAAACCAGCUACAAAGUGAUGCCUGCGCAUUAUCCCUUGAUAGCCUCAAGGACAGCUGAGUAUUGAAAAGAGAGUAGAGAGAAAUGAAAUUACUAAACUCGUCUUCAAGGUUAGCAAAGUCGAAAAAAUGGUAAUCAAAACGAGCAGUGCCUGCUUCGUAAAGUUGAAUAACAGCUAGUAAAUUUUUCGCAAUUUUCAAUCUUUGGUGGACAACAUGGCGUAGCGUUGACGAGAUCAACCCACAAACGAAGGACCCAUUAAACAUGUUCGUAGCUUCCGUGAAUGUUGGACUUCUAGAGGGAUCAGAGCAAAUAACGUCUUUCAGGAAAAUAUCCAAGAUUGAACUCCACUUCUUCGCUAUCUGUAAUAGCAAAACUUAUAAUAAUUUAAAAGGAAAACCAUGA